AUGUUGCGGGCGCGGCUUGCCACCGUGCUGCUCUACUACUCGAUUUGUGAAAUAGCAACCAACACCUACGUCGCGACUACCGCCUUGCGUCUCCACCAUUCUAAAGUGCGCGAGUGCAGUGCGUGCUCGCGGGCGUGCUCGAAGAUGGAGGCGGAAACGCUUUGCGGGGAAACCUACCGAAACUACACGGCGGCGGCCAUGAAGCCGGUUUCCGGCUGUAAUUGCGAAGAGGACGGCUGGAGCUACCCGUACCUGAAUCCGGGGGGACCGGCGGGGGGCCAAUUCACUUGGAAGUGCUGCUUUGAUCAUUACUGCAUUCCCGAGCCUUAA
Messenger RNA from Amoebophrya sp. A120, 330 nucleotides. Lineage: Eukaryota; Dinophyceae; Syndiniales; Amoebophryaceae. The record is from the annotation of a GenBank genome assembly.